AUGGCUAUCAAGUUUUUUAUCCAAAAAGAUCUAUCAACAGAGAUGCAAGCAGAGCUCUGCGAGACCAUCACUUCCCUUGGAGGUCGAGUAGAGUCCAAAGUUCCGCGGCAAGGCUUUAUUCUCAUCCAGCCUGGCACCCCAGAGGCUGAGCGACUGCGUCUUUGUUGGAGCAGCGCUGAACGUCCGGACAGACAUUUCGUGCCUUACUCCUACGUAGAGGCAUGCAAGAUCGCGGGGAUGUUGUUGAAGCAGAUAUUCGUCAUAAAUGGAGAGCCGAUAAAGUUCCAUAUCGAUUCGAGCAUCGCCAACGUCAAUGCUCGAGCGGCGCUUAGCGCAAGGGUCAUGCACUCUGGUGGAGAUCCGACAGCCUCAGCUCAAUCGGCGCGGGUCAUUCUAGCCGACCCCAACACGGAAGUCUUUCAGCACCUUGUCAAGAGCUACCAAGGCGUCCCUGAAAAAUACGUCGAGUCCUACCUCUGGGUGAAAAAGUGCGUUGAAAAGGGCACCGUGCUGUACACUCCUCUCGUCUACAAGAAUCCAGGCGGCAGACGCCCCGGCGAGGAGAGAACUCAGUUUACUGAAGAGGACGAGGAGCAUCUUUGCAACUGGAUUGCCGCUAAGAUCCCUUACAAGGAGACUGGUGGCAGAACUGGAAACAGGCUCUACCAGCAACUAUGCGAACAGGCUAGUGAACCCGAAUUCGCUUGGGUUGGCCGGCACACCUGGCAGUCCUGGCGCGAGCGCUACAAGAAAAACUCUCAGCGCUUGGACGUCAUCAUCCAAGCGAUCGUGGAGCAGAAGAAACCUCUUCUCGGAGAGAAGGGUCAGUAUGGCUACGUGCGCAGACCAGAGGAGAAGCAGAAACGCAGCCGAAAGCGCAAGAGCGUGCCUGGAGGUUCAGCGGCGCCCGAUGACGACUACUUGAACGGUGGCGCACACAUGCAUCUUACCAUGGCCAUGCCAAUGCCUGGUCAGGACGGGCACCACCACGAAGGUCUCUCAGGUCUCGCUCCUGUGCCAGUCGGCAUGUAUGCCCAUGCCCCGCCACCUGGACACCCGCACGCACCCCCUCCGCAUAUGCAUCACCUGGCAGGUUCAGGGGGAGGGCCUAUGGAUCCUAACGUCCCUCCCGGGCUCAUGCUAAUGAGCAAGAGCCCUGCAGAAGAGGAAAUGGAAGAUGACGAGGCCGAAUGGGCUGUAAGAGUUGGCAACGCGCCUCCUCCUGCGUGGGCCAAAAGGGCAGGCGAAGAAGAUAGCCUCGAAAAUGGCGUUUCUAAGAGGCAGAGGACUGAGCGAGGUCCUAUCCCAGCUUCUAUUCAGCCGCACGGAGGUCCAAAUGACAUGCAGACCAUGCACCUAGUUGAUCAGAGCAUCCUCAACAUUGCUCAGGAAUUCCGCUUCACCGUAGACGAGGUGCAGGAGUACUAUGAUCGCUGCGGUGCAAUGGAUCGUACACAUGCACGAUUCAAGAGGAUGCGCGAGGUUUUGACGAAGAUGGCUGAUGAUGAGUUGCUGUGA
Heterobasidion irregulare TC 32-1 is the source of this 1518-nucleotide messenger RNA. RefSeq lists its product as uncharacterized. Bases 1 to 1518 code for a protein of 505 amino acids. Gene Ontology annotation, cellular component: shelterin complex. Gene Ontology annotation, molecular function: telomeric repeat DNA binding. The transcript has 6 exons. Gene Ontology annotation, biological process: regulation of DNA-templated transcription; telomere maintenance via telomere lengthening. Lineage: Eukaryota; Fungi; Basidiomycota; Agaricomycetes; Russulales; Bondarzewiaceae. The record is from RefSeq and is a predicted model, not a curated record.